CGACGAACCCGCAUGAAGAUGGCGAUCGUAUUCUCUUUCUCCCCCACCAUUUCUCUUCAUCCCACGAUUCUCUUUCUUCUUGCCAAUGUCCUCCUCCUGGCUCGAGCCGCUGUUCAUCACCACGACUUCGUCCUGAGGGAAACAAACAUCACGAGGAAUUGCACCACCAUGUCCCUUUUGACAGUUAAUGGCAGUUUUCCAGGGCCGGUGAUUCGUGUUCGCAAAGGCGACCUCGUUUUCGUCCAUGUUCAUAAUCAAGGAGACUACGGCGUCACGCUUCACUGGCAUGGGGUGAAACAACCAAGAAAUCCAUGGUCUGAUGGACCCGAAUACAUUACUCAAUGUCCGAUCCAACCACAAACAAAUUUCACGUAUGAAGUGAAUUUCACGGAAGAGGAAGGGACUCUUUGGUGGCAUGCUCACAGUGAUUGGACGAGAGCUACAGUUCAUGGUGCGAUAGUCAUCCUACCGAGUGAAGGGUCGAGCUUCCCUUUCCCCGAGCCAGAUGAAGAAGACAUCAUUGUGCUUGGUUCUUGGUACGACGAAGAAAAGCUUAACGAAGUAUUGAACGAGGAUUUAGCGGCGGGUAGCGAUGUACCACGAGCAACUGGCUACACGAUUAAUGGACAGUUUGGAGAUUUCGUUCCAUGCUCCAAAGAAUCAACAUACCAUUUGUUCGUCGACUAUGGCAAGACCUAUCUCCUUCGAAUAGUGAAUGCGGCAGUCAGCGCGGAUCACUUUUUCUCCAUCGCCAAGCACAACAUGACUGUUGUCGGAAUGGACGGAGCAUACACAAAGCCGGUGGUAACUUCAUACAUAACAAUUAGUCCUGGACAAACGAUGGACGUCUUGCUAACGACCGAUCAGUCCCUCAGAAGGUAUUACAUGGCCGCUCGACGGUAUUCGAGCGAGGACACAGAAGUCACCGCAUUUUCGCACAUCAAUGUCACCGCCAUUCUCCAAUACAGGGGAAACUACAGUCUCACAUCACCACCGAUAUUCCCAAGCGACACCCUUCCAAGUUUUUAUGACUAUUUUGCGGCAGCAAAUUUCAUAGCCCAACUCAAAAGUUUAGCAAAUGAAGAGUAUCCCAUAAGUGUGCCUCAGAACAUAAGCACAAGGAUGUUCAUAACAGCUUCCUUGAACGAGCUAUUAUGUGCAAACGAUUCGUGUGCAGCGGGUGACAGCAAAAUCGCCACGAGUUUGAGUAACAUAAGUUGGGUGAAUCCUUCUACUGAUGUGCUACUUGCCUACUACAGAAACAUCAGUGGUGUAUACACCCCAGACUUUCCUAAUUUGCCUCCGAGUUUGUACAACUUCACGGGGGACGAUUUAUCGACCAGUCUUGCGGUGGCUGCUGAAGGGACAAAGGUGAAAGUCUUGAAUUUCAACGAGACCGUGGAGAUAAUAUUUCAAGGGACAAAUCUGCUGAAAGGUUCGGAAACCCAUCCUAUGCAUUUGCACGGGUACAGUUUCUAUGUCGUCGGAUCUGGCUUUGGAAACUUCGACAACGAGACCGAUCCUCAAGGGUACAACCUGAUCGACCCGCCUAAAGUCAACACGUUUGCGGUGCCCAAAAAGGGAUGGAUUACGAUCAGAUUCACAGCAAAUAACCCAGGCGUAUGGUAUUGGCAUUGCCAUAUAGAUCGACAUAUGAGUUGGGGUAUGAGCACCACUUUCAUAGUACUAAACGGCGAUACUGAGGAGACAAGUAUGCGGCCGCCCCCUUCCUACCUGCCUCCCUGCACGGAUACAUCAAACAUCGCCCUGAAAGAAACCGCCGGUUUCGUCGGUGACACAAACCAAAUUUGA
Molecule: messenger RNA, 1812 nt
Organism: Rhodamnia argentea
Lineage: Eukaryota; Viridiplantae; Streptophyta; Magnoliopsida; Myrtales; Myrtaceae
Product: putative laccase-9
Exons: 7
Coding region: 13-1812 (599 amino acids)
Biological process (GO): lignin catabolic process
Cellular component (GO): apoplast
Molecular function (GO): copper ion binding; hydroquinone:oxygen oxidoreductase activity
Source: RefSeq, a predicted model, not a curated record